Molecule: messenger RNA, 1206 nt
Organism: Durusdinium trenchii
Lineage: Eukaryota; Dinophyceae; Suessiales; Symbiodiniaceae
Source: the annotation of a GenBank genome assembly
AUGCAUCAAGCUGCCGACGUGGCUGGAUCUUCCCGACCACAGGCCUGCGCAAGCACAAGCAGAUCAGGACCUGCAAUACCCAGUGGAACGAUCGGGUCACAGCCACAGGAGACUUUGGCUUCCGACGCCACGCGAAGUGCAGGAUCACCUACUGUACCUCCUUCUCCGGUGGGAUCUGCGACUUCUGGUGGCGCUACUGCGGCUGCUGUGGUGCAAGUGCGGAAUGUGCCAGGUCAGUCUGGGCCUCCCUCUGAGUCUUCCGCUCAUCGCCAGAUUCAGCUUGGUGGUGCAGAGGAGGAUGCAGUCGAGGGUUGGGCAGAUUCGGACGCUGAGAGCUUCUACUAUCGGCAGAGCGUCCAGGAUGUCUUCGCCUUCUUGGAUCAGAAGGAGUUAGAGAUGAACCUCAUGUUCGCAAAGAUGCGGAGAGAGCUAUCGCAAGCAAUCCCUGCAUCACCUACUAGUCAGAUUGCUGGGAAGCAGGCGGUCACCUCGAGAUCGGACCAGGUGACGACUGGUUGGAGGGACCUGGGUGGACCAUUUUAUCGAGCCCUUGCACUGCAGCGGGAGCGUGAGAAGGUGAAUCAGCACCUUCGCGAAGCGGUCGCUCUGAAGAAAGCGGAAUUGGAAUCAUUGAAAGAGGAGCUGUACCAGCUUGGCCUUCCUCGAGUUGGCUCCCAACGGGGUAACUCCAAUUUGGCUGCGUUCAGUUUUUCUGACUGGGAAAGCUCGCCGCUUGCAGGCGUCCUGCCAGCUGCAAGCAGCACAAUCCCACCCAGCAGCACUGGACCAGCCAGCGCGACUACAGCCAUUGCAAGCGGCUAUCCCCAACCGAGUGCUGCGCAAGUCCAAAGUGACUCCAGUGGAAGGCGAACAAAGCUUCAGGCAAACACUCCACAGCUGCCCUUGCCAAACACUCCACAUUUUCCAGCUGCAACCAGUCCACGGACUUCACCGUCACCCUUGGACCUUGAGAGUGAAGGAGAUGCGCAAGAACUGAGAAUCUUUUCUCAACCAGGCGCCCUUGGAAGCCCCCUAGAUCGCCUAGAUGAUGCGCUGAAGCACAAUGUCAGCUCAUUGUCCAUCAAGGUUGACGCGCCCACACCGCAAAAGCCUCCUUUACAGCGAAGCGACUCAGCGACAUCUUCUGUUUCACUGUCGCAGAUGAACAAGAAUGCCGAGGGACAAGGCAGCACUCAGAGGCGGUAG